Bubalus bubalis (water buffalo) is the source of this 3475-nucleotide messenger RNA. It is a transcript of the gene ADPGK, whose product is annotated as ADP dependent glucokinase. Gene Ontology annotation, molecular function: ADP-specific glucokinase activity. The record is from RefSeq and is a predicted model, not a curated record. NCBI's taxonomy places the organism in Eukaryota, Metazoa, Chordata, Mammalia, Artiodactyla, Bovidae. Gene Ontology annotation, cellular component: endoplasmic reticulum. Gene Ontology annotation, biological process: glucose metabolic process. The transcript has 7 exons. The coding region runs from base 934 to 2427 and encodes 497 amino acids.
GAGCUGGCAAUAAGCCUAGCUUCACUGACUCUCAACCGAGGCUCACACACAGAAGAGUCAUAGCAGACAGGGUCUGCUGGGUUUAAGUCAUGUUACUAAAGGAGAAGAAGAAACCAGGGUUUCUUAACGCAGGUCCAAAACCCCUUGUGUUGUACACAAGAUUGUGUGCAUGUGUGCAUGUUCUGAGGUUGUUAAAGGGAACAGCGCCCCCAAAGGGUUAUUUUAAGGUUCGAAGCUGAUCAUCCAGCGAGGACAAUCCCUGCGGACUCCCCUCAGUCUCGGCAAACGCCCCCAAGCAGCUGCAGGUCUCGGUCACCCUCCAAAGGGACAGAAUCCCCUGCCACUCGUGUCCCCAAGGGCUCACAAGCAGCGCCGCUGCCAUCGUAUUCCUUCGGGGAGGGCCAAGCCCCGGGUCUGAAAGAGGGUGAGCUUAGUUAACAAUGUAGGAUGGACAGACUGGCAGAGGGACAGAUUAAAACAGGGGGAGUGUGAUUUGUGCCCCUCUGAGGAACUGCGGGUUCAGCUCAAAUGGGAACACCGACCGGCUCAAAGACUGACAUGAGGUUUACCCGCUUCUUCAAAAUCGGUCUGGUUCAUCCUACUAGGAAAACAAACGGAUCCUUGCCUCCCUAUUUUUGGGUACGGAUGGAGUUCUGGGAAAAGGUACAGCGCCUGGACAAGCAUUAUGGCCUUUGUCCAACCUCCCUCAGAGCCUCAAAACCGCGCGCGCCCCCAAGAGCUAAAAUUCGGACCAAGGAAGAGGAGUCUCCGCCCCUCUGUUAAGUCUACCUCCCCGCGGCGCCCCGCCCAUCCGAAGGACCACGACGCGCCGGCGUGACGUGGCGCGCGAGUCUACGUCGGCGCGUGCUGAGCCCGGAAGAGGCGCGGGCCGGGCAAGGAGGUGUUCUCCGUCGCUUCCACGCCUCUGUCUCCAUGGCGCUGUGGCGCGGCUCCGCGUACGCUGGCUUCCUGGCGCUCGCGGUGGGCUGCGUCUUCCUGCUGGAGCCGCAGCUGCCGGGGUCGGCCCUGCGCUCGCUGUGGAGUUCGCUGCAGCUGGGGCCCGCGCCCGCGCCCCCAGGAGUCGGCUCCCCUGAGGGCCGGUUGGCAGCCGCCUGGGACGCGCUCAUCGUGCGGCCGGCCCGGCGUUGGCGCCGCGUGGCCGUGGGUGUCAAUGCAUGUGUUGACGUAGUGCUGUCAGGGGUGAAGCUCUUGCAGGCGCUUGGCUUGAGUCCUGGGAAUGGGAAAGAUCACAGCGAGCUGCAUUCGAGGAAUGAUCUAGAAGAAGCCUUCGUUCACUUCAUGGGGAAAGGAGCAGCUGCUGAACGCUUCUUCAGUGAUAAGGAAACUUUCCAUGACAUCGCCCAGGUUGCAUCAGAGUUCCCAGAAGCCCAGCACUAUGUAGGAGGAAAUGCAGCUUUAAUUGGACAGAAGUUUGCAGCCAACUCAGAUUUAAAGGUUCUUCUUUGUGGUCCAGUUGGUCCAAAGCUGCAUGAGCUUCUUGAUGACAAUGUCUUUGUCCCACCAGAGUCAUUGCAGGAAGUGGAUGAGUUCCACCUCAUUUUAGAGUAUCAAGCAGGGGAGGAGUGGGACCAGUUAAAAGCUCCCCAUGCCAACCGGUUCAUCUUCUCCCACGACCUCUCCAACGGGGCCAUGAAUAUGCUGGAGGUGUUUGUGUCUAGCCUGGAGGAGUUUCAGCCAGACCUUGUGGUCCUCUCUGGAUUGCACAUGAUGGAGGGACAGAGCAAGGAGUUCCAGAGGAAGAGGCUCUUGGAGGUCGUGACCUCCAUUUCUGACAUCCCUACAGGUGUUCCAGUUCACCUGGAGCUGGCCAGCAUGACCAACAAGGAGCUCAUGAGCACCAUUGUGCACCAGCAGGUCUUUCCUGCCGUGACUUCCCUGGGGCUGAAUGAACAGGAGCUGUUAUUUCUCAGCCAGUCGGCAUCUGGACCUCACUCUUCUCUUUCUUCCUGGAAUGGUGUUCCUGAUGUGGGCGUGGUCAGCGACAUCCUCUUUUGGAUCUUGAAGGAACAUGGGAAAAGUGAAAGCAGAGCCUCUGACCUCAGCAGGAUCCAUUUCCACACACUGGCCUACCACAUCCUGGCGACUGUAGAUGGACACUGGGCCAACCAGCUGGCCGCCGUGGCUGCAGGCGCCCGUGUGGCUGCGACACAGGCCUGCGCGACGGAGACCAUAGACACCCACCGCGUAUCUCUGAAGGCACCCCUCGAGUUCAUGACCUCCCGUUUGGAGGCCGGCUCCAGGGUUGUGUUAAACCCAAAUGAGCCAGUGGUCGAAUGGCACAGGGAGGGCGUGUCCUUCCACUUCACACCAGUGCUGGUGUGUAAAGAUCCUGUUCGAACUGUGGGCCUCGGAGAUGCCAUCUCAGCCGAAGGACUCUUCUAUUCAGAAGUACACCCUCACUCGUAGGAAGGUUGUUGGGGUCAUUUUUCUGAUGAAGGAAAACUAGCCAACCUAAAAAUGACAGGAAUUCAGUGCUCUGGGAAAUAGGAUUGAGUGUGUCAAAAAUCAUUUCUGUUGAUCAAACUGAAAGACAGCCAAAGAAACAACAGCAGAUUAAACUGUACCAGAUACAUUCCAGCCUUUUGACAAUUACACAGAAACAUUUCAGGUUUUAAUCGCAAUUCAGCUGUCUACUAACAAGACUGGAUUUUUGUUCUCGUUUAUUUUUAUGUUGUGUGUUACAGGGGUAAAAACUUGAUUCUCCAACCCCUUUUCAGGUAUUUUAGGCCAGACUCCUUGCCCAUGAGAGCAUGUCGGUUGGAGAAAGCACUCCCUUCUUGCCCACCUCAGAUGCGCAUGCUCACUCACCCGUUCUCCCAUCUCUGAAAGCCCAGUGUGAGUUCUUGCAUUGUCAGCUCAGCACCCAUGACAGGAUCAUAAUUUCCAUUCAGUGUUAUAAUGACAAUAUUCAAUGAAUGCACCUUCUCAGUUUUCUGCUCCCAAAUUAAGACAGAGCCACAGGUAAGGACAAAAUAGCGCUCCUGUGUUUCAGAGAGACAGCAGAGGCUGGGUGCCUCGUGGAGCCCUUGAGGGAGCCAGUCACUCUGCAGUUAGGGGCCUGGCUGGCCUGCAGGGUGGUGCUGUGAGCUGAAGGGCUGCACCUUCCUGCCCUGGCUCCUUAACUGUAGACUGGCUGGUCAGAGGCUGCUGUGCCUGGGCCCACCCUCAUUGCCCAGCUCUGGACAUGAUUUCUAUAGCAGAAGACUGAUCUGUGUUCAUUGUGAUCCUUAAAGGAAUUUUAGUUUUACAACUGGAAUCUGCUUCUGGGUGUACAACAGAUCAUGUAUGUUUUACUAUGUUUUACAGUGAUACAUCACAUCUGUUAAAGAGUUCAACCUCCUAAGAGCCCCAGGAUCAUAAAUAAAUUUGUCAUAUUAUGUAUUUAUUUUUAUAAAUCGAGACUUCAGUGUGCUUUUAAAUAUAUUAAAAACGAUUUACAUUUCUGGAAUCCUAA